This is a messenger RNA of Drosophila sulfurigaster albostrigata, 570 nucleotides long. RefSeq lists its product as uncharacterized. The record is from RefSeq and is a predicted model, not a curated record. Bases 38 to 400 code for a protein of 120 amino acids. Lineage: Eukaryota; Metazoa; Arthropoda; Insecta; Diptera; Drosophilidae. The transcript is spliced from 4 exons.
AUGGUUUAUUAAUCAAUACAGAGGUAUUAGGAGCGAGAUGUGCAUCUGCAGCGCAUGUAAAUGGAUUGACAACAUUUGCUGCCCGCUCGCCAAGAAAGCACAAUUUUUUGCAUGUUGGACAUUGAUUCAUGGCAUGGUAAUGACGGCCCUCAGUCUUAUUUACCAAUUCUGGGAGGAGAAAGAAUGGAAAUAUGCAGCAUUCGCAGUCGCUAUACCUCACUUAGUUGCCGGAAUAUUAAUGGUAUAUAGCAUUUACAAGUCUUUACCAACUCUCUAUCUAGUGUCUGUGAUUGGCUCAUCGUUCGGUCCCUUUGCGCUCUUUUUAGUCGUAUAUUUGCCAAUAAUGCAAAUAUUUGAAAUAAUCGUUGCUUGUCGGUUUUAUAGUACGGUUUUGAAAUAAUUCAAAAUUGCAAAGUACGAAGUCCCACUGUCAUGUUGAAAUUAUGUUAUAAGUGUACUCUAUUAAUUCAUCGUUUGUUUUCACGCACGGCUAGCGACAUACAAAUGCCGCAGUUGCUGCGUUUUUGGUCCAAUUAAGAAAUAGAGGGGAAUUAAAACUAUGCAAAUUUA